Messenger RNA from Spizellomyces punctatus DAOM BR117, 588 nucleotides. RefSeq lists its product as uncharacterized. Bases 85 to 300 code for a protein of 71 amino acids. Lineage: Eukaryota; Fungi; Chytridiomycota; Chytridiomycetes; Spizellomycetales; Spizellomycetaceae. The transcript has 4 exons. Gene Ontology annotation, biological process: mitochondrial electron transport, cytochrome c to oxygen. The record is from RefSeq and is a predicted model, not a curated record.
GGUGAACGGAACUGAACGGACAUCUUUACGAGUUUUUUCAAUAAAAGCCCAUCAUUUUAAUUUACCAUCCACUUUUAUUACGCUAUGGGAUUCGUUCGUGCUCUUGUUCGUCCUGCUGAGAAUGUUAUUCGCCCACGCGAGGUGGCGAGUCGUAUUUUCUGGCAGAAACCCUCCCACAUUCCAACCUACAUUCGCGGAAAGGGCGAUGCGCUUUGGUAUGCUGUAACGGUUGCGGGUAUCACUGUUGGACUCGGGACCGCUCUCAUUGAAGCCAACCAGUUGAUCAAGGGGAAGCAGUAAAGGGUUAGUUAGAUGUGCAUGGUGUAGAGUGUAGAGGGGAAGCUGCAAGGAAAUCAAACAGAGGUUGCUUUAUUGGUGUAUUGACGAGACCUCAUACCCACUGAACCCCCCGUCUGAGCCGUGUUGUUUUGUGUAUGUUUUCUCUGUUGCAUUUCUGUCAUGAUGCACGACACGGAUCCAAAAGCCCUUGAAUGAUGCACUGAAACGAUCCAUCUUUCUAUAUGCACAAAAGAAACUAUACAAAAAUGCACCACUAAUAAACAUGCUAAAAUGUUGGUUGCCGACACA